Tripterygium wilfordii is the source of this 610-nucleotide messenger RNA. RefSeq lists its product as uncharacterized. Bases 126 to 395 code for a protein of 89 amino acids. The transcript has 3 exons. NCBI's taxonomy places the organism in Eukaryota, Viridiplantae, Streptophyta, Magnoliopsida, Celastrales, Celastraceae. The record is from RefSeq and is a predicted model, not a curated record.
AGCCAAUUAACAAACGAACCCUAAAUAAGUAAAAAAUUCAAAGAUAAAAGUCUGCUUGGUCUCUCCGUCGUCUUCUAUCUUUCUGCGGUUUCUAAUCUUGGAUCUACCUCCGUACAGUGCUUUCAAUGGCUUCUGUGAACAGAUGGAUCAGGCCUGAGGUGUAUCCAUUGUUUGCGGCUGUUGGUCUUGCUGUAGGGAUUUGCGGGUUUCAGUUGGUGCGAAAUAUCUACACCAACCCUGAAGUCAGGGUGACCAAAGAGAACAGGCUUGCUGGAGUGUUGGAUAACCAUGCUGAGGGAGAAAGAUACUCUGAGCAUUUUGUGAGAAAGUUUGUCCGCGGCAAAUCACCUGAAAUCAUGCCAUCGCUCAACGGCUUCUUCACUGAUCCUAAAUGAAUCUCAUAUGCUUCUGCUCAUACGCAAAACUGAAUGCUCAACUCUGGGUUUGUUUGGAUUUCUUAUGUUUGAGCUGUAAUGUGCUCUGAAUGGAUUUGGGUUUAUAAUAAACUUCUUUUCAAAUUAUGUAAGAUAAAACCAAGUACUCGGAUUUGAAGCUUGAAUCUUGAAUAUUAGUAUUUGGGUGUUGCUAUAUACACCCCCUAUUUUUACUA